AUGCUGAGGACCCUCCUUGCUAAACUGAACACACCUGCAGUGAGGAAAGACAAGGCACGACAGCUUGAUCUGUACUGUCAGAUAGGAGAUCUCUACAGGACUAAACUACACAACUUACAGUCAGCUCUGCAGUAUUACCAGAACAUGUUAGAGUGUUCUCAAGAACUGUCAGAAAACACAAAACAAGCGAAGGCCUACAGCAGACUGGGUCUGACAUGUGACAUGUUAGGUCUGCAACAGGAAGCAUACGCGAACCAUGAGAGAGCUCUGGCUAUCUAUAGAGUAGAAACCAGUAAUGAAAUUGACAUUUGUAUAGCUUACAAGAACCUGGCCUCAUCAUUAGCACUGUCAGAUCAAGUUUCAGAUGCAAAAACUAACUAUGAAACAGCCUUAGCUGUUGCCAUGGAGACAGGAAACAAGACUGAACAGAUGGACAUUUACUGUAAGCUGGGUGAUUUACACAGGGAACAGCUACAUGAACCACAGGUCUCACACAAGUACUACACAGAGAUGUUGGCACUAGCCAGGGACUUGGGGAGGAAGGACAGGGAGGGGCUGGCUUACAACAGACUGGGACUGGCUUGUGAUGACAUGCAGGAUUAUGAGGCAGCUCUAGGGCAGUUUCAGAAGUACUUAAAGAUGAGUGAAGAAAGUGGAAACAAGACUGCACAGAUAACAGCACAUCAAAACAUAGUUGGUUCCUACAAGGCACUGGGUAAACUGGACCUGGCCAGAUAUCACUAUCAAUCAGCAUUGACUCUUGCCAUGGAGAUAGGAAACAAGACUAAACAGAUGGACAUUUACUGUAUGCUGGGUGAUCUACACAGGGAACAGCUACAUGAACCACAGGUCUCACACAAGUACUACACAGAGAUGUUGGCACUAGCCAGGGACUUGGGGAGGAAGGAUAGGGAGAGGAUAGCUUACAACAGACUGGGACUGGCUUGUAAGGACAUGCAGGAUUAUGAGGCAGCUCUGGAGUGGCAUCAGAAGCACCUGAAGAUGAGCCAAGAAAGUGGAGACAAGACUGAACAGAUAGCAGCACAUCAAAACAUAGCUGUUUCCUACAAGGCACUGGGUAAACUGGACCUGGCCAGAUCUCACUAUCAAUCAGCAAUGGACAUUGCCAUGGCGACUGGUAACAAACAUCAACAGGAAAACAUUGCUGAAAACCUGGCUAAAUUGUAG
This is a messenger RNA of Branchiostoma floridae (Florida lancelet), 1188 nucleotides long. Its product is annotated as tetratricopeptide repeat protein 28-like. The transcript has a single exon. NCBI's taxonomy places the organism in Eukaryota, Metazoa, Chordata, Leptocardii, Amphioxiformes, Branchiostomatidae. Gene Ontology annotation, molecular function: protein binding. The record is from RefSeq and is a predicted model, not a curated record. Bases 1 to 1188 code for a protein of 395 amino acids.